AUGUUUAAAUCGAGACUUUCAAUCUAUGCUGGACUCGCGCUUUGUGUGCUUGCGGGUGCGCUUCAAGUCAGUGCCCUACCGCAAGCCGUGAAUGCACGGGACCAAGUUGAUCAAGGUGCGUUUGCCAGCAAAUCCCGUCGCCAUCUCCCCACUCAGUCGCUCACCUUCUCGAUCUUGGUAUUUCGUAGGCCACAUUGCGGCACUCAUCAAAGAAAGAGGGGACGAUGGCUCAGACAAUGGGAACGACACUAGUCUCGGAGGUUACUGUUCCGUGGGAUGCGAUUCUCCGCAGCUCAGGAGUCAGCUCGACUGUUCCGGCUGUGGUCAUUGA
Ceraceosorus bombacis is the source of this 331-nucleotide messenger RNA. The record is from the annotation of a GenBank genome assembly. NCBI's taxonomy places the organism in Eukaryota, Fungi, Basidiomycota, Exobasidiomycetes, Ceraceosorales, Ceraceosoraceae.